Molecule: messenger RNA, 3360 nt
Organism: Puma concolor (puma)
Lineage: Eukaryota; Metazoa; Chordata; Mammalia; Carnivora; Felidae
Source: RefSeq, a predicted model, not a curated record
AUGGCGGCUGCCAGCAGUAAGCAGACUCGAGACCUGGCCCGAAUACUACUAGCUACCACUGCUGACUCCCCUGAGGAACGAGACCUCCAUCUCCAGCAGCUGGCAGACGACUCAAGAGGAGAAUGCCCCUACCCGCUGUUAGGACGGGACUUACUGACCAAGAUUGGAGCUCAGAUAACUUUCAGACAAGGGGGGCCUCAGGUCACUGAUGGCAAGGGCCACCCCAUCCAGGUCCUGACCAUGAAACUAGAGGAUGAAUACAGCUUCCACCAGGAGGCGCUCCCAAGAGAGGAUAAUAUAGACAGAUGGCUACAAGAAUUCCCCUCAGUUUGGGAAGAGAUUGGGGGGUGGGGUGGGGGCAUAGGACUAGCCACCCACAGGACCCUGGUCCUGGUAGAGCUCAAGCCAGGAGAAGGUCCCGUAAGGAUCAAACAAUACCCCAUGUCUCAGGAGGCCCAGAAGGGGACCCAGCCACACAUCCAGAGACUACGAAACCUAAGGGUACUAGUUCCUUGUCAGUCUGCCUGGGACAUCCCCCUACUGCCGGUCAAAAAGCCUCACACAAAUGACUAUCAACUGGUACAAGACCUCUGGGAAGUAAAUAAGAGGGUCACGGACAUACACCCAACUGUUCCCAACCCACGUACUCUCUUGAGCUCCUUGGCACCCUCCAGGGUCUGGUAUACUGUAUUAGAUUUAAAGGACGCCUUCUUCAGUCUGCCGCUGGCACCCCAAAGCCAACCCUCGUUCGCCUUCAAGUGGCAUGAUCCAGAGGAGGGCUACAGCGGGCAACUCACCUGGACAUGGCUGCCUCAGGGGUUCAAAAAUUCUCCCACCAUCUUCGACGAGGCACUACACGAGGACCUGGGAAAACUAGCCAGCAAGAAGUCCUGGGUACAAGGGGCAACUGGUAUGAGCCAGUAUUCAUGGACUACCCGAAGAAUGGUAGAUUUGGGGACGGGUCAGGUAUCCCACUCCUUUAUGGUAAUACCAGAAUGCCCCUACCCGCUGUUAGGACGGGACUUACUGACCAAGAUUGGAGCUCAGAUAACUUUCAGACAAGGGGGGCCUCAGGUCACUGAUGGCAAGGGCCACCCCAUCCAGGUCCUGACCAUGAAACUAGAGGAUGAAUACAGCUUCCACCAGGAGGCGCUCCCAAGAGAGGAUAAUAUAGACAGAUGGCUACAAGAAUUCCCCUCAGUUUGGGAAGAGAUUGGGGGGUGGGGUGGGGGCAUAGGACUAGCCACCCACAGGACCCUGGUCCUGGUAGAGCUCAAGCCAGGAGAAGGUCCCGUAAGGAUCAAACAAUACCCCAUGUCUCAGGAGGCCCAGAAGGGGACCCAGCCACACAUCCAGAGACUACGAAACCUAAGGGUACUAGUUCCUUGUCAGUCUGCCUGGGACAUCCCCCUACUGCCGGUCAAAAAGCCUCACACAAAUGACUAUCAACUGGUACAAGACCUCUGGGAAGUAAAUAAGAGGGUCACGGACAUACACCCAACUGUUCCCAACCCACGUACUCUCUUGAGCUCCUUGGCACCCUCCAGGGUCUGGUAUACUGUAUUAGAUUUAAAGGACGCCUUCUUCAGUCUGCCGCUGGCACCCCAAAGCCAACCCUCGUUCGCCUUCAAGUGGCAUGAUCCAGAGGAGGGCUACAGCGGGCAACUCACCUGGACAUGGCUGCCUCAGGGGUUCAAAAAUUCUCCCACCAUCUUCGACGAGGCACUACACGAGGACCUGGGUGAGUACAGAAAGGAGCACCCUGGCCUCACCCUCCUACAGUACGUAGGUGACAUCCUGGUUGCUGCCGACACGGCCGAGGACUGUGAGCAAGGGACCCAGGACCUGCUGGCUACCCUGGGGGCCUUAGGGUACCAGGCAUCUGUGAAAAAGGCUCAGAUAUGCAGGGAGAGGGUAAGUUACCUGGGAUACAUCCUGGAGGGCGGACAGCGGCGGUUAUCAGAUGCCAGAAAAGAAUCUGUCCUGAAGAUCCCUACUCCCACCUCCCGAAGGGAAGUAAGGGAAUUCCUAGGAUCGGCCAGCUACUGCCGCCUCUGGAUCCCGGGUUUUGCUGAGAUCGCCAGGCCCCUAUAUGAAGCUACCAAAGAGGGAAAAACAUUUGAAUCGACUGAAAAAGAGGAAACUGCCUUUAAUCAGUUGAAAAAGGCCCUCCUAGGUGCCCCAGCCCUGGGCCUGCCAGACAUUAUGAAGCCCUUCCACCUCUUUGUAGACGAACACAAGGGAAUAGCAAAAGGGGUUCUAACUCAAGCCUUAGGCCCCUGGAACCGCCCAGUGGCUUACCUGUCCAAGAAGCUAGACCCAGUGGCUGCCAGCUGGCUGCCAUGCCUAAGAAUUAUUGCGGCGACAGCACUCCUUGUCAAGGACGCAGACAAACUGACCCUAGGACAGGAGAUCUGGAUCAUGACCCCACACGCCAUUGAAGGGGUCCUGAAACAGCCUCCUGAUAGAUGGAUGAGCAACACACGUAUGACUCAUUACCAGAGCCUCUUACUCAACCAUCCCUGGGUGCGGUUCCACCCCAGUGCGGCCCUCAAUCCUGCAACUCUGCUGCCCGACCCUGACCUAGAUGCUCCACUACAUGAUUGUGCAGGGAUCCUGGAGCAAGUACAUGGAUUCUGGACGGACAUGACCGACGGGCCCCUCCCUGAUGCCGAGGCUACUUGGUUCACUGAUGGCAGCAUCUUUGUGCGGGACGGACACAGGUAAGUGGGUGCAGCGGUGGUCACCGAAACGGACACCGUAUGGGCGGAGGCUCUUCUCUCCGGAACGUCAGCCCAGCAAGCAGAGCUCGUCGCCCUCACCAAGGUGCUGACACUAGGAGCUGGAAAACGGCUUAACAUCUACACACACAGCCGUUAUGUGUUUGCCACAGCUCAUAUUCAUGGGGCAAUUUAUCAGGAGAGGGGGUUACUAACGGCUGAAGGACGGACUAUAAAAAAUAAGCAGGAGAUACUUGACCUGCUUACAGCCUUAUGGCUUCCUGCCAAGCUGGCCAUUAUCCACUGCCAAGGGCACCAGAAUACCGAUAACCCGGUAGCUAGAGGUAAUCGAAAGGCUGAGCAGGCAGCCAAGGCAAACAAGGAAAAAAGGCAACAGGGUGGGAAGCUGGAAAAACCUGGGGGGUCAGGCUUUAUGACAAGGUCAGACUUGGGCCUAGAGAUAAAGGAAUGUUAUUUACCCUCCGAAUGCAAGCAACCCCCCUUGCCCAGCAGUCGCCCACAGGGGCUGGUCCAGUUUGUCAGGGACCGCUUGGGAGCCGUCCAACUAAUGGUCCUCCGUGCUCAGUACAAGCCCCUAGUAACAGAAGAAGACAAAACAGAAAUGCAGCCGGUCCCAUGA